Messenger RNA from Cyprinodon tularosa, 789 nucleotides. RefSeq names its product glutamine amidotransferase like class 1 domain containing 1 (gene gatd1). The coding region runs from base 83 to 724 and encodes 213 amino acids. The transcript is spliced from 7 exons. Lineage: Eukaryota; Metazoa; Chordata; Actinopteri; Cyprinodontiformes; Cyprinodontidae. The record is from RefSeq and is a predicted model, not a curated record.
UGUCAGCUGACCUUACUUCCUCCUUGAAUCGUUUUUUUUUUUUUCAUACCAGUAUUUAUUUUCGGGGGAAAAUAUAAAUAACAUGUCUGCUAAACCAACGUGUUUAAUAGUGGCCAGCGCUUCUCCUCAAGGGGUGUCAGCCAAAUCUUUUCUGCAGUGCUUCAGUCUUUGCAGCACAGCUUUUAAUCUACAGACUGCAACACCAGGGGGGAAGGCGAUAGACUUUGUGGGAGUUGACGAAAGCACAGCCAGAUGGGUUCAGGAUUUUAACAUAAAAUCCUACGCCACACCAGCCAAACUGGAAUCUAUAGAUGGUGCCAGAUACCAGGCACUGCUCAUCCCAGACUGCCCUGGAGCGCCAAACGACCUGGCACACAGCGGCUCCAUGCACCGAAUCCUCACACAGUUCAUCUCCCAGCAAAAGCCUGUGUGUGCUAUUGGACAGGGAGUGUCAGCUCUGUGCUGUGCCACCGAGGGCCAGAAGUGGAUUUUCAGUGGUUACAGCUUAACAGGGCCGUCUGUGUUUGAACUGGUUCGUCAGCCCGACUUUGCCAACCUUCCCCUUAUUGUGGAAGAUUUUGUGAAAGACAGCGGUGGAUCAUAUACAGCAAGUCAAGAAGACUCCGUGCACGUGGUUGUGGACAGACACAUAAUAACCGGACAGAAUCUGCAGUCGACGUCACUGGCUGUGAAUAAUCUCAUCCUCCUUUGUAAUGCCAAAUAAAGGUCACCCUGUGCCUGGGUCUGUGUCGGUAAACAAGUAGUUAUCUAGAACAAAUCACUGGAAAG